AAAUCUUCAUUGCAUUAUACAUUGUAUAGAGCCAUUAAGCAAAGAACUAACUAACUAACUAACUACAUUGUAUAGAUUUGUACUGAAAUCAAUUUUGCUUUUUUUGUAUUUUAUCUAACUAAUAUAGGUGUUGCGUCAACUGUUUCAAAUAAUUCAGAGCUAUGUCAAGUGCAGAUCGAAUUGAUUUUGAGAUGGAGGUAGAAGUAGAAAGUGCAUCAUCAGGACCGCCGGUGGAUCUGCCGAAUCCAACAUCACCAGCUCCUUCAACCGUUGGGAAUCCUAAGAGCGUGGUAGUAACUACGGCUACUUCCGGUUCCGUUACUGUUUCUCUUCAUCCAUUAGUUAUUAUGAAUGUUUCGGAGCAUUGGACCCGUUUAAGGGCACAAGAGGGCUCACCACAAACAGUUAUUGGUGCUCUCAUUGGGAAACAAAAAGGACGAAACAUAGAAGUAAUGAACUCUUUUGAACUAGUUUUUAGUGUCAUAGAUGGUGAUAUAAUUAUUGAUAGAGAUUACUACAAUUUAAAAGAAGAACAGUUUAAGCAAGUAUUCUCGGACAUGGACUUUCUUGGUUGGUAUACCACUGGAGAUACUCCAACAGAGAGAGAUAUAGCUGUUCAUAGACAGAUAUGUGACAUAAAUGAGUGUCCAGUCAUGUUAAUGCUCAAUCCAGCUGGUAGAAAGGGUGAUCAAUUGCCAGUUGUGCUAUAUGAAUCUGUGAUAGAUGUAGUUAAUGGGAGAGCUACAAUGCUUCUUGCUCCUUUGACAUAUACUUUGGCUGCUGAGGAAGCCGAAAGGAUUGGUGUGGACCAUGUAGCAAGAGUAUCGUCAGGGGAAGCUGCUCUUAAUAGCUUAGUUGCGGAACAUCUAACAGCUCAAAGAUCAGCUAUUAAGAUGUUAGUUUCGCGGGUAAGGGCGGUGCUGGCGACCGUGCGGGCUAUCCGCGAUGGGACUUUGCCACCCCGUCCAACGCUCUUGAGAGAAGCAAGAGCCCUUGCCAACAGGCUUCCGUUACUCACUUCUCAGCAAUUCCGUACACAUUUCUAUAAUCAAUGUAACGAUGUGGCUCUUAUGACUUACUUAGGUACAAUUACGAAAGGCUGUAAUGCCAUCAAUCAACUUGUCAACCGAUUCAACAUUUUAUAUGACAGACAAGGCAUGGGGCGUCGCAUGAGGGGGCUGUUUUUUUAGGGUGAAUAACAAUACUAAUCGCAAAAGGAAACACGAUUAUUAGGCUGUAAAGCAUGGAUUUCAUGGUAAAUUGUAUCAGUUUAAUAGGUGUAGCAAUUUUUUCAUUCAAUCAUGAUACAAUUUUCCAUAAAUCUAUGCUAAAUUUAAACAUUGCAGAGAAUCAAAUUCAAUCUAUAAGUUCAAAUAUUAUAAUUUACAUCUACACAGCUCUCAAGAAGUUACUAAAAAAGGGUAUAUUACUGUUUUUUUUUAUUACUAUUUUUUGCUUUUUCUUAAGUUUUUAUGUAUAAUUGUCUAUGGUUAAAGUGUGUCAUAUUUAAUAUUUAUCUCUUUUGUUAACUGAUUAUCAAGAGAAAGUAGUUGCGUAUAAUUUAACUUGAUACAUUCUGCACUGUUAAAUGAAUCUGUAAUUUUUUGGAUAAGAAAUAAAAUAUAAUGAAUUCAA
Melitaea cinxia (Glanville fritillary) is the source of this 1635-nucleotide messenger RNA. It is a transcript of the gene CSN6, whose product is annotated as COP9 signalosome complex subunit 6. Bases 162 to 1190 code for a protein of 342 amino acids. The record is from RefSeq and is a predicted model, not a curated record. NCBI's taxonomy places the organism in Eukaryota, Metazoa, Arthropoda, Insecta, Lepidoptera, Nymphalidae. Gene Ontology annotation, molecular function: metallopeptidase activity; protein binding. The transcript is spliced from 6 exons. Gene Ontology annotation, biological process: protein deneddylation. Gene Ontology annotation, cellular component: COP9 signalosome.